Messenger RNA from Prunus avium (sweet cherry), 2009 nucleotides. RefSeq names its product glycine-rich protein. Lineage: Eukaryota; Viridiplantae; Streptophyta; Magnoliopsida; Rosales; Rosaceae. The record is from RefSeq and is a predicted model, not a curated record. Gene Ontology annotation, molecular function: mRNA 5'-diphosphatase activity. Gene Ontology annotation, cellular component: cytosol; nucleus. Gene Ontology annotation, biological process: nuclear-transcribed mRNA catabolic process; NAD-cap decapping.
AAAGUUAGCUUCGAGCCCGCUCACCGGGUGAACUCGUAACCGAGUCACCUUCCACAACAACUCAGUCUCCCACAUACAAUUUCCAGCUCCAAACACACACAGACCCACAAACAGAACUUAACAAAAACCAAAAAUCGAACCAAAACCCACAAAGAUUUUUCCCCAAAGGGGCUCUUUCGAUGGAUUUUUCAAAGCAGCACGAAGAUAUCUUCGGCCAGGACUAUGAUGACGACGACCAUAAUACCCAAGAUGCGGCCCAUUCAUCCUCACCAUCCUCCUCCUCAUCAUCGUCGUCUUCAUCAUCUUCAUCGUCGUCGGCUUCUUCUUCAUCCAACGGCAGCGAUGGAGGCGAGUCCAGCAGUGGCAAUAGCCCAAGCGCCAGCAGUGCUGGGGGUGGUGGUGGUGAAGAAGAGGAAGAGAAUGGUGACGAGGCUGAUAAUUCAAACGCCGCCAACAGCAAUGAGUUUAACAAUAGGGGUUAUUUUGGGGAUGGAGAUAAGGAUCUGUUCGGGUCUGAUAAUGAAGAUUUCUGUAAAACCCCUGCUACUAGUCCUUUCCUUAUUCCUGUAUUGCCUGUCAUACGCAAUACUAAUAAUCAGGGUAGAGGAAAUUUUGGGCGUGGUCGUUGGCAAUCAGGGCAUCCAAAUGACAGAGGUGCAGGCAUCCUUCCCCGACCCGGACCUUAUCCACAGAGGCAUAAUUACGGUUAUGGUUCAAAGUUCUCAAAUGGUCAUCGUGAUGAACGAUUUGUUUCGGAUCUAAGACUUACAAAGAGUGAAGAAACACUAUCGAGAAAGAUGAUUGCAUUUCAGGAACCCUGUGAACUUGCUUGCUAUAGUCGGGUAGAAGGUGGAGAUGUCACCUUUGAUGAUACCAGCUUGAGGCUUUUCAAACGUCUUAUUACUGAAGACAUUGGAGCCGAUCUCAAUGAUGGUUAUGAUACUUUUAUUGGAAAGAAAGAUUUGGGCUCUCAAGGUUUUGGUGACCUUCUUGCCUGCAUAAGAGACAAGAAUAUUCCGCUUCAAAAUAUUCAUUUUGUGACUUAUCGUAACAAUCUUAACAAGAUAUUGGCCACUGCUUACAUUCGGCACGAGCCUUGGGAAAUGGGAGUGCAUAAAAGGAAUGGGGUUGUCUAUCUUGAUGUGCAUAAACUACCUGAAAGGCCACAAAGUGAAUUGGAUCGUCGAAGGUGUUACUGGGGUUAUUGUUUUGAGAGUCUUGCCACUGAAGAUCCAGGGAGAGGUGACGGAGGGAUACAUCAUGUUGAUGCCAAUGUUGAAUUCUGUUCUGUGAUCAAAACAAAAUUAGGGGCCCAUCGUAUUCUAAUGGGUGCUGAAAUGGAUUGUUGUGAUUCAACUGAUGAUGGGAGGAGGUUUUAUGUGGAGCUAAAGACAAGUCGUGAGUUGGAUUAUCAUACAGAGGAAAGAUUUGAGAGAGAGAAGCUCCUCAAGUUUUGGAUACAAUCAUUCUUAGCGGGUGUUCCCUAUAUUGUCAUUGGAUUUAGGGAUGAUGCCGGUCGACUUGUUCGCACAGAGAGACUAAGAACCAAAGAUAUAACACAAAGAGUGAAAAUGAAGAACUACUGGCAGGGAGGAGUUUGCUUGGCAUUUGCUGAUGAGGUAUUAUGCUGGCUGUACGGGACAGUUAAAGAGAAUGAAGAUUACAUAUUGCAGUUUGCUCCUCCUUUCAACCGUUUGGAGCUUUUACAGGCCCAAUCUUGCCCUGAGGAAAUCACUAACCAUGUUCAGCAAUUGUAGACAUCCAGUGACGCCUGCUAUCUGACGAAUAGAGAGAGAAGUAGGGAUGGGUUUAUAUUAUUCAUUACGCAUAUUCGCCAUCGUUCUUGCUUCAAAUUAAUUGUAGCUUUGAGGCUAAGAACUUACUGUUAUCUUAUGAUCAGCUACCCCACAAUGGCUGUGUCAAAAUUGAAUUUUUUUCUUUUUCAUAGUAGUCAGAUCAUUGUAAUGUGGCUGAAGUCGUCAGUUGAGAAAUUAUGUUUAAUUUCUGUU